AUGGACGAAGGUAUGCAAACGAGCUUGAUUGACCUGCUGCGGCAAAACAUCAAGAUUCAUGGUCAAAUUAUCGCGAAACUCGAGUCAUCUCAAGCUGCGGCCAAGAUCGACACCGCUGUCGAAGCGGACAACAGUUCGACACGUGACGCCAGUCCUCCUGUUAUCGUUAACGCGGUGACUGAAGCACCUUGCAUGGAGGAAGACGAGGCGGUCUCACGGUGGAGCGAGGCAUUGAAGUUCGAGAAGCAGAAAGUUGAGCAGGUCAAGACACAGCUGCAAAAACAUCCUAUACUCCAGAUGCGUGCUUCUGUGUUGCCGGCUGAUUACGAAUCACAAGUAACGUACAAGGAGUUCCAGAGAGGUCUUCGCGACUCGAGACUCGAUGAAGAUGUUCUGUACCGCACUAUAAAUAGCUCUGCAAAGAGAGCGUGUGAAGAGACAGACUCUGUGUGGAAGCAUCUUACUUUAACGGAGUGUGGCGAGGUAAACGAUCCUACGCUUUUCUGCUUCGAGCCGUAUUAUAUUAGAAAUUUGCGAUUCAAGAUUAUAGUCAUGUAA
This is a messenger RNA of Lithohypha guttulata, 558 nucleotides long. RefSeq lists its product as uncharacterized. Lineage: Eukaryota; Fungi; Ascomycota; Eurotiomycetes; Chaetothyriales; Trichomeriaceae. The transcript is spliced from 3 exons. The record is from RefSeq and is a predicted model, not a curated record. The coding region runs from base 1 to 558 and encodes 185 amino acids.